This is a messenger RNA of Nicotiana tabacum (common tobacco), 771 nucleotides long. Its product is annotated as putative ripening-related protein 2. The record is from RefSeq and is a predicted model, not a curated record. NCBI's taxonomy places the organism in Eukaryota, Viridiplantae, Streptophyta, Magnoliopsida, Solanales, Solanaceae.
AAUCGUUCUAUAAAUAGCAAAGCAAUUAUAUCAUCUCCUCACCACACAAAAAAGGAUAAACACCAAAUUAACAAAAUUCUCAAACACCUUAUAUGAAACUAAUUAGUGCAACAAUGAGCAAGGGGAUUAAUUACCUAAGUCUAGCUCAUUUUGUUGCUUUCUUGAUCCUUAUUUCCAUGGCUUGUAGUAACACAUUAGUUGUUGAAGCUCAAAGGCACAGGGCGCCAGAUGCAAAAGAAGGGAAAUUUUCACUUGCAGUUUCUGGUCGUACAAAGGCUAUUUUAACUAUCAAUGACUUUCGAAAAGGUGGUGAAGGAGGGGGUCCUUCAGAAUGUAGUGGCAAAUAUUACGAUAAUUCUAUUCCAAUUGUGGCUUUAUCAACUGGAUGGUACAAUAAAGGGAGACGAUGUUUUGAAAAGAUAACAAUUUAUGCAAAUGGGAAGAGUACAAAAGCAAUGGUUGUUGACGAAUGUGACACAAGUAGAGGAUGUAGAAAUAAUAUUGUGGAUGCUUCUGAAGCUGUGUGGAAAGCUUUGGGUGUUCCUAAAAAAGACUGGGGUUGGCUUGAAAUCUUCUGGUCUGAUUAAUCAAUUUAAUCUUUUGUAUGGUUAUAUUUGCAAAGAUAAUAAAGUCUUCCUCCUUAGCUUUCAUUUCAAUAAUAAACUGUUUGCAAGGCUUACUUUGCCUUAAUCUUGUUACGCUAUCGCAAUAAAAAGGAUUUGGCUUAUGUCCACUGCAGUGUAAAGAGUUUUUACAUUAUCAGUAUGUCCA